CGCCCCGGGCCGGCUCCCGGGGGUCGAGGGGGCCCGGGAGGAGGUGGCGGGAGGGGGGCCGGCACUUGGCCCAGGAUGGCGGGGAGGGGCCGGACCCGGCGUCUGCCGCCCGCAUCCUGGCCCUGGCCCCGCUCCGCCGCUCCUCAGGCCGCGCCGCCUCCCGAGCCCCUGCCCCGGCCCGGGGACCGCUGACCGGGCCCGGCCCGCGGCGGGGAGGGGGCCGCGCGGUCUCAGCCCGCCGGAGGGGAGGGGCGACGGUUUCUGUCGGCGGAGCUGAAGGGGUUUAAAGGGCGGCUCUUAAAGGGGCCGCAGAGGGGCCCGGGCCGAGGAGGCACCCCCUCCCCAUCCGCCCUUCGUGGUGCCACCCGGGGCCGCCGGGCGGAGGGGAGAAGGCGGGGGAAGGAAACAGUCGGGGCGGCGCGGGGCCGAGCCCCUGCGAGUGCGGGGCCCGCGGUGGCGGGCGGGGGUCGGCUGUGGGUGUGGUGCGCGCUGGCCGGCGGGGCUGGGGGAGGGGACGGCCUGGAAGGAAGGGGUUAACGGUGCGGCCAGCCCUCCGAACGGGCGCACACGCUCCGCACUCGGUCCGGGGCGCACGCGUCUCCCUGGCACCUAAUGGCGGGGGGAGGGGUGGGGGAGGGCGGUGUGGGGUCCCGGGCCUGCGCCCCUGCCACCCCAGGUCCUGCUGCAGGGCUCCGGGGGGUCGCGAACCCCACUGUCUGCACUCACACCUCCGGAGCCCUCUCUCCUGCACACACACACGGGCUCCGGCGCGCGCACACACCUCGGACAUUCCCAUAGUCCCUCACGUGACCCAAACGUGCCCACCCGCACACACGCUCACGCACGCGUGCACACACGCGCACACACACAGACACACACACACACACACACACGGCCGCUUGAAGGCUCCAUCCGGACCCCCGCGCGCAGCCCCGCUCGGGCGCUCGCGGAGUGUAACGCACCUACACUCAUUCACAGACACACACGGCCCACACAUGCCAACUGCAGACACAUUCAUAAACAGGCCGGGAGCAGCGCGCGCACCCCCGCGCCCAGCCCACUCUUUCGGGAGCCCUGAGUCAUUCCUGCCCCCUCCCAGGGCUCCCCAUGUCGCCGUGUGCGCGCCCCCAGGGCGGGCUGGGGGACUCGGGCAGCCCUCUCCAGCGGGGCCGGGCCCUCUCCCAGCCCCCUGCCCCUCUGCGCAUCCUGACGCUCUUCCAGGACUUCCUGUGGGUCCCAGGAGGCCCAAGGGGUGCUGCAGCCCAGGCCCUCGCCAUGGAGUCCAUGUUUGAGGAUGACAUCAGUAUCCUGACCCAGGAAGCCCUGGGCCCCAGUGAGGUGUGGCUGGACGCUCCUGAAGACCCAUCGCUGGGGGGAGACAUGUGCUCCGCCUCCCACUUUGCCCUCAUCACGGCCUAUGGAGAUAUCAAGGAGCGUCUGGGGGGCCUGGAGAGGGAGAAUGCCACCCUUCGCCACCGCCUCAAAGUUUAUGAGAUCAAGUACCCGCUGAUCAAUCACUUCGGAGAGGAGCACGGCUUCUCUCUGUAUGAAAUCAAGGACGGCUCCCUGUUGGAGGUGGAGAAGGUCAGCCUACAGCAACGGCUCAACCAGUUCCAGCAUGAGUUGCAGAAGAAUAAGGAGCAGGAAGAACAGCUCGGGGAGAUGAUCCAGGCUUACGAGAAACUCUGUGUGGAGAAGAGCGACCUGGAGACAGAGCUUGGGGAGAUGCGGGCCCUGGUGGAGACCCACUUGCGGCAGAUCUGUGGUUUGGAGCAGCAACUGCAGCAGCAACAAGGCCUCCAGGACACAGCAUUCUCCAGCCUGAGCCCCCCGCCGGCCCCGCCCUGCGCUGAUCUGGACCUGCACUACCUGACCCUGAGAGGGGGAUCUGGCUUGAGUCACGCAGGCUGGCCAGGCCCCGCGCCAAGUGUGAGCGAGCUGGAGCGGAGGCGCCUGGAAGAGGCCCUGGAGGCUGCCCAGGGCGAAGCCCGGGGGGCGCAGCUCCGGGAAGAGCAGCUCCAGGCCGAGUGCGAGCGGCUGCAGGAGGAGCUGAAGCAGCUGCAGGAGACCCGGGCCCAGGAUCUGGCCUCCAACCAGUCGGAGCGGGAGAUGGCGUGGGUGAAGAGAGUCGGAGAUGAUCAGGUGAACCUGGCGCUGGCUUACACGGAGCUGACGGAGGAGCUGGGCCGGCUGCGGGAGCUGAGUUCUCUGCAGGGGCGGAUCCUGAGGACGCUGCUGCAGGAGCCCACGCGGAGCGGCGGCCAGAGGCACUCGCCGCUGUCGCAGCGCCACUCCCCGGCGCCCCAGUGCCCCUCGCCCUCCCCGCCGGCGCGAGCGGCGCCCCCGUGCCCCCCGUGCCAGUCCCCCGCCCCCCAGCGCCGCUCCCCAGGCCCCCCGUGCCCCUCGCCCCAGCAGCGCCGCUCGCCGGCCUCGCCCUCCUGCCCCUCGCCCGUCCCGCAGCGCCGCUCGCCGGUGCCGCCGCCGCCGUGCCAGUCGCCCAGCCCGCAGCGCCGCUCCCCGGGGCCCCCCGCCGGCCCGGCCCCGCCGCCCCGGCCGCCGCCGCCCCUCCCGCCGCCGGGGGAGCGCGCCUACGCCAAGCCGCCCAGCCAGCUCGCCAAGGCCGGCUUCCAGGGCCGCCGCAGCUACUCGGAGCGGGCCGAGGGCGCGGGCUACGCGGGCGCCCCCCCGCCCUGGCUGCAGGCCGAGGCCGCCACGCUGCCCAAGCCGCGCGCCUACGGCGCCGCCGAGCUCUACGGCCCGGGCCGGCCGCUUAGCCCGCGGCGCGCCUUCGAGGGCCUCCGCCUGCGCUUCGAGAAGCAGCCGUCGGAGGAGGAGGAGUGGUCCGUGCCGCCCAGCCCGCCCAGCCCCGAGGCGGGCGCCAUCCGCUGCUCCUCCUUCUGCGCCGGCUUCCCCGUCCCCGAGUCGCCGGCCGCCGCGGCCUAUGCCCACGCCGAGCACGCGCAGUCCUGGCCGUCCAUCAACCUGCUGAUGGAGACAGUGGGCUCUGACAUCCGCAGCUGCCCCCUCUGCCAGCUGGGUUUCCCUGUCGGGUAUCCGGAUGACGCCCUCAUCAAACACAUUGACUCCCACCUGGAGAACAGCAAGAUCUAGGGUGCCUCCCCCACCCACUGGCUGUUUCCCUGCCCUCUCCCAUCACCCCCAAGCACUCACUCACUUUGAAUGCUGCAUGAAUCUUGUGGGGGGCCCCUGCCCCUCGCGACCCCCAGAUACCUCCACUAGCUACCGAGUCAACGUGUGUGCCAUCUUCCCUGGUCCAGGCACCACUCAGCCCUGGGUCUUCCCAGGAGGUCAGUCAAGGCUCUCCCCAGCUCCCUCGCUUCCAAGGGGAGAUGGGGAUCCGGGCUGGGACAGGGAGGGGGGACCCUACCCAGCCUCUCCCUCUGCCUUUCUGUUCUCAAACACAGUCGGGUCCCAGGAGAUGGCUAGUGGUUGGGCCUGGGGGAGAGGGAGGGUAUCAAAGGACUCCAGGAGCUCCCUCAGCCCCUCCCAGACAUCCAUCUUUCCCAGGCCGUGCUCUGCCCGAGGAACACAGCCUGAGGGGGGUUCCGGAGCCUGCCCUGCGCACUGACACCAGUUCCUCCAUCCCACGGCCAGCUCAGGGCAGGUGGCCUGGGCCCCUGUUGGGGGAAGGAGACACUUUGAUUCUUGCCACUCUCUGCAGGCCAGUCCUGUUCUCCCCCUCUGCCCACCCUGGGGAACAGGGAGGGUGGGAGAGCAGAGGGAGGACCCUGAAGGACUGGAAGGAUCCAGCCUAAAGAGGCUGCCCUGUGGGCCAGGGGUCCCUGCACCAUGACCCUCAGGCCAGGGGCCUGUCUGUGCCAGCCUUCGAGGCCCGUGCGCUCCCCCUGGAGCCCCCAGCACCGAGGCACAGAUGCUUGUGACAGCUGCUCCCCUCCCCUCUUACCCCACUCGAGCCCUGGCACCACAGGUACCCAGGAUCCCGUGUGUGACUCAGGCUCUGUUAGCUGGGUGGGUGUCAUCAGCCCUGCCUCCCAAGCCAGAACCUGAGGAUGGGCCCAGGGUGCUGUGGAGAUCAAAUUCAAAAGAGCUAACCCCUUUCCCACACCCCAGUGACCCACAUUCCCUCUGUGAAAUCUACCUCAGAGUCGUACCCUCAGAAGGACGGGUAAGCAGGAGGCCAGGGGGUCCCGGGGCUGAGGUGGGGAGCUUCCUACAGCAAGAGCCUGCCACCCACGAUGAAUCCACCCCCCGCUGCCAGCCUCGCCUGGGUCUCAGCCCCAGGCCUGUGGCAGUGGACGCUACUGUCAGUGCAUGUACCAUUCUGAUCCAACUCUUCCAGGCCCCUCCCUCCUCACACGUCUCCCCUCCCCCUCAGCGUGGGGGAGUGAAGGGGUGUGUCAGGCGGGAAAGGGGCCAAGGACUCCAGAGAUGGCAUUGUACCUUGAGUGUUCCUCCAGGGAGGGGAAGUGGGGACGGGGAAUGCAGAGGGGAGGUGGGGGCCCCCCGAGCCCUCUGAACAAGUUGAAAAUCCAAAUAAAACUUACCUGUUCCAUCUGC
Messenger RNA from Myotis daubentonii (Daubenton's bat), 4539 nucleotides. RefSeq names its product TBK1 binding protein 1 (gene TBKBP1). Lineage: Eukaryota; Metazoa; Chordata; Mammalia; Chiroptera; Vespertilionidae. Gene Ontology annotation, cellular component: cytoplasm. The record is from RefSeq and is a predicted model, not a curated record.